AAUAACUUAUCAAGAAAACAUUGUGGACGUCAUAUUAAUAUAAUUAUGAGUGACAUAUCAGUAUUGUCAGACUUAGAAAAUAGUUAUAACAUAAUGAAUAAUUUGUCUAAAGAAAAUAUAAAAAAACAUGACAUAAGUAUUUCCGAUCAAUUAGCAGAUUUUGAAAAAUUACGCAUAUCUGCUCUAACAAAAGCUGCUGAAAUUAGUCCUUUGGUCAAGGAAGUAACAAUCGGUCCCAAGAGUCCUUUGAAAAAUAUGACGACAAAAGAAAACAAGCCCGUUAAUAAGGAUGAUAACGAUUUAAAUUUGCUAGAAGAUAAAAUUGGUGAGGAUCUCCGUUAUACACUUAUGUUGAAGGAGUACGAAUCAAAAUUAUUGGAGUCUUCAGAGGAGUUGUUUAAAAAUUUGAUAGAAAAAAUGAUAGCAAAACACACUGAGAGUAUGAGAACAUUCUGGAAGAAACAGAGUGAAGAAAGCGAACGGAAAGCUUUAGAAAUGCGUGCGAAAAGGUUACAGAUGGUGAAGCAGUUGCAGGAAAAUGACAAUUUGUCUGUAUUAGACAAAGCUAAACUAGAUGAGAAAAACUGCCAAAUUAUAAACAAGUCUACUAUUGAAAACAUGAACCGAAUAUUGGAAGAACAAAACAAAGCAGCCAGCAGAUUUGCUGGUAUUACAGAUAGUCGUACAAAAGUCUGUAUCUGUUAUAAUGAUAUUUGUAAUAUAUUAAACUCUGAACCUCAUGCAAAGACUAUAUAUGACAAAUAUGUAACAUCUAUCAAUGCAAUAAUUGGAAAUGUAAAUGCAAUAAUGGAUCUUUGUAAAUCUGGUAUUAUUACUGACAAAGAAGUUAAACAGGCAGAAAUAUUAUCUGUAAAUAUUGAAAACAUACAAAGAAAGAUAUUGGAGGAUUUGAAUGAAAUUAAACAGAAGGAGGAGGAGGCUAAAAAGAAAGAAAUUGAGGAGCAAAGAAUUCAAAAAGAAAAUGAGAUUAAAAAAUCAAUAAAUGAGAAUAUAGAAAAAACAGACACAACAAUUGAACAACCCAAGAAAACAAUACCAAUGUUUUACUCUUCCAAAAAUUAUGCUUAUUUUGUUGAAUUACGAGACUUUUUAAAUGCAUACGAGAGCACCUAUAAGGAUCUGUUAGAAAAUACAAACUUAAAAAAAUUCCGAUUUGAUUGCCAGAAGGCUGUUAAUACACCAGUGAAUGCUUUGUCUUCAGUAAGUGGUGCACACAUAAGAGAUAAAUUUGAUAAAUUAUACAAAUUACUGAGAGGUGAGCGGGUGCAGGUUUUGGAUACUUAUGUACAAGCUACACAGCAUCCACAAGGAUUGAAUUAUUGUACUGCUUUAUUAGCUAAAAAGAUAGUAAGACAAGGAGAUCUAUUAGUAUCAAGUAAUCCUGAGGCAGCUUUUCCACUUGCAGCAGUUGCUGUAGCACUAUGGUCACAAUUUCCAGAGUUUGGAAAACUUCUAGAAGCUAAUUUCCAUAGACAGUGCCCUUACUUGGUACCAAUGUUAUUGCCACAAAAACAAGGACAAACUGAUAAAGAAUUCUAUAUAUCAAGAGGUUAUUCCUACAAUGAGGAUGGUGCUGUUGAGAAACAAGAUAAGUUUUUGAAAAGAAUGUCUGGCAUAUUUCAGCUUUGUUGUGCUAUUUGGAUCGCAAAGAUGCCUAAAUUUGUUAACACUCCUAAUCCUCAUGGCUUAAGUCAUGGUUGGAAAUGGCUUGCCUCUUUUAUCAACCUAAAACCAGAACCCGACAUCUGUGCAACACUUCUUCAUGAUUUCUUCUCUGUCUGUGGUUCUGAAUUUUAUAGGAAUUACAAAAAACAAUUUGUUAAAAUCAUUAAAUUGAUUAGUUCCGACUACCUUAAAAUUCUAGAGAACAUAGAUGAAGGUGGUCCAAAGACAAGAUUGGAAGUGUAUUUACAAAAUGUUUUAAAAACUGGCCAAGUACCGCCACCUAGCGGUCUUUUGCCUCCCAAUACUUGGUAGCUUUUAAGUGCAAAUGAAAUUUGAUAUGUAAGAAAAAAAAGUGCAGAAUUUGAAACAAUCAAGUAAAAU
Molecule: messenger RNA, 2067 nt
Organism: Papilio machaon (common yellow swallowtail)
Lineage: Eukaryota; Metazoa; Arthropoda; Insecta; Lepidoptera; Papilionidae
Gene: Gle1
Product: mRNA export factor Gle1
Exons: 1
Coding region: 46-1998 (650 amino acids)
Biological process (GO): regulation of translational termination; regulation of translational initiation; poly(A)+ mRNA export from nucleus
Cellular component (GO): cytoplasm; nuclear pore; nuclear pore cytoplasmic filaments
Molecular function (GO): phospholipid binding; inositol hexakisphosphate binding; translation initiation factor binding
Source: RefSeq, a predicted model, not a curated record